GCCUAUUUUUCAAGUCUUUCAGGCUUUCAGCCGUCCUGGCGAAUAAUUUGUAACGGCAACACUGACAUCCAGUCCAUCAAGGAAGUGCAAGGAGGCUACUCGCCAAAAAUAAUACAUUUUCGUUAUUUUUAUUUUAUACAAAUCUAAUUAUUUGUUAUAAAUGUAGUCGCAAACGUUACUUAGCUAGUCAACUAAGUUUCGCACAAUGUUAAAAAUUGAAAGUGAAAUUGUGUUUGACAGAAGAAAACUAGGCAGGUGUGACAGCAAGAAUACCGCAUAGAGGAUAUCAAGGGGAAAAAAUAUAGAAUCUGACCCAAUUUGGUUUUUUAAUGCUGAAUAUGGGUAAAAGUGAGCUGAGCUUGGAUUCGGCGAGUGUUUCGGUCGGGAGCGCCUUGGCAAAUCGUCGUCAUAACAUUUGACCCAGUUAGUGGCUGUGCGUUGACCUAUGCCAUGGAACUGUAUGCGGACUGAGGCACGAUGUUAUUUUUAGGAUACAGCUUUGCAGAUAAUUAAAUAUUUAUAGAUGCUGUACGCGAUACAAGAUCGGAAAACAGAUAACAAACGAAAGUUUCCUUGACCUUUUCCUCUGCAGAAUGGUGAUGAAUGUACAUAUAAUGGGAUAGCUAUAAGAAAAUCCAGGCAAAAAAUACCAUAAUAAUGCACAUAGAAAGAAGAUGACUUCCUCUCAAGGGAUCAAUUUACUCAUAGCACUAUUUACAUACACACACCGCGCAAUUCUUUGACUGUAAAAUGAAGAUACAAUUCUAAAUUCGAAGAGUCAUAUCAAAUCCAAAAGUUAUAACUGUACUUACAAUGGUUACUUAGGUUAACAGUGGUUACUGGUGUAGGGUUUUUAGCUCGCGUGGGCUGGUAUAGGGCCAAGUGCCCCCACGCGGUCACGCAGGAGUUAUGAAGAAGCAAAAUGUUCGAACACUAUCGUUGAUUGUGUGUACAUUCACAUAUUUGUUGGUCGGCGCGGCGGUUUUUGACGCUCUCGAGUCUACUACGGAGAGGAACAGAUUUGAAGUUUUACAAGCAAUCGAAGGCAUGAUAAUCCGGAAGUACAACAUAACGGAAGAGGACUUCCGCGUAAUGGAAACGGUGGUGCUGAAGUCGGAGCCCCACAAGGCCGGCCAGCAGUGGAAGUUCACCGGCGCAUUCUAUUACGCCACCACCGUGCUCACUACCAUUGGCUACGGGCACUCGACGCCCGCGACGGUCGGCGGCAAGUUGUUCACAAUGUUCUACGCGAUCGUCGGCAUCCCCCUCGGCCUCAUCAUGUUCCAGAGCAUCGGUGAACGGGUCAACAGGCUUAGCAGCGUCAUAAUAAAGUCCCUGAAACACGCGUUGAACUGCAAAGCCACCAGCGCGUCUGAGGUGGACCUCAUAUGUGUGGUGACGACUUUAUCAUCGCUCACAAUCGCUGGUGGAGCCGCGGCGUUCUCCAAGUUUGAGGGUUGGAGCUACUUCGACAGCGUUUACUAUUGCUUCAUCACGCUUACCACUAUCGGUUUCGGUGAUAUGGUAGCCCUGCAAAAAGACAACGCCCUCAACCGCAAGCCCUCGUACGUGAUGUUCGCGCUCAUCUUCAUCCUGUUCGGGCUGGCCAUAGUGGCCGCCUGUCUCAACUUGUUGGUGCUCCGGUUCGUCACCAUGAACACUGAGGAUGAGAAACGAGACCAGGCGCAGGCGGAACAGGCGCAGCAAGUGGCGGUGCGACUGGAAGGCGACGUGAUCACGGCCGACGGGGCGGUCCUGCGCGGAGUCGCGCGCGGCACGCGCCUCCCGGCCUCCGGGCAAGGCGACACGUCCAUGAUGCCGCUGUACGUCGACGACGAGUACCCGCCGAGCGUCUGCAGCUGCUCAUGCAACUGCUUUGGACCUAACAAAUCGAUGCUCUACCGGGACCCGUUGUCCCCGGUGCCGCCGACCAACAUGAAGCAAAUCAAAACCAAGAGCUACCGCGAGCUCGGCAACCUGCCGCGCUACAUCGAGAAGUCCUCCUCCAAGACCCGCAGCCAGUCGCUGCGGCUCAACUCCGCCUCCGGCUAUCUAUACAUGAACGCCAAGACCAACAGCUUCCAACUCGAACCCGACGACUUCAGGGAAAUAGUCGCCAAGCGCAGAGAACAGCUCCGGAAAGGCAUGAUGAUGUACGAAAUGAGCUGCAACAACAACGAACAGUAUCUCCAUCCGUACAGACAUAGCACCAGCACCAGAGUCGAGACCAGCCCGCAUAGCUCCUCGCUCUACUCCAUGAACAUGAGAUCAGACAACCGGAGCAACGAUCCGCUUGUCGAUGACUACGAUUCAGAGAAAUCUAGCUAUGCCCGGAAGAAAUUACUUAAAAACAUAGCGAGAAACACUUGCAAGCAGGAGAAUUACUUCUACGAUGAUGCUGUGUUACAUUUCGAUGAUGAGUACGCUUUCGAUGGCUCGAUACUGUUCGCUAAGCGGAGAAAAUCAGUAGAUAGAAACUGGGAUUUUGCCAUGCCGAAGCAGGAUCCGGACCAAAUAUCCAACGAAAGCUUCGGGUACUAUCUACCCGACGAUGACGACUUAGAGCAGUACUACGCUAAUGAUACUCUAACGUUCAACCUGCCACCCCAUCGUGCGAGCAUAUAGUGACGUGCAAAACAGUUGUGCCAAAGAUAGGUUAGUGUUAGUUCCAAACUAAAAAUGGGCCAAUUAAUACUACGGUUAAAGUAGACUUUUACAAUUUUGCGGUAGAAUUUGAACGUUAUAGCUUUUACACAUAGUGUGUAGUCGCGUUUUUUAUUAAUGUUCCAUGGAUUGAGCUUGGCUUCCUGUAGGUAUUGUACAGUGUUUCAUCGGCUUCUUAGUGUGCGUGGGAACGAGCGCCGGCCUCUCAGUCUGGCAAGUACUAACCAUUUGACAUUCCUUUCUAGUCAUUCGAUUUCUAACCGUAAUUCUUAUAGUAGAGAUGCGUUUUUGUUUUAAAUAUGAUGGCAAAUAUGUUGCCGCUACAGAUUAAAGGGUUAAUUUUUUAUUAUUAUACAUUGUCUGAAUGUAAUGACUUCCUUGUUUGAAUGUUAAAAAUAAGGAAGUUCUCUCUUGAAGGCGUAAUGUCUUUGCGAUGCCAAAACAUACAAUCAUUAUACAACAUUAACUGGUCGUCUUCCAUAAAAGCCAAAGUAAUCAAAAGAUCUUUAUCUUCAGUAGUUGUUGUUAUGGAUCUGAUCUUAUUUAUAUGAUUGAAAAUUACAUUUUAUUAUUCUCUAUAGAGAAAUCCAGUGAAAAUAUUUUAGGCCAGUAUAACCAAGUGCCAAAUUUACUUGUUAUUUAUGAAAACACAACAAAGAAUCGUUAAAAAACAAUAUAAAA
Molecule: messenger RNA, 3345 nt
Organism: Cydia fagiglandana
Lineage: Eukaryota; Metazoa; Arthropoda; Insecta; Lepidoptera; Tortricidae
Product: potassium channel subfamily K member 9-like
Exons: 9
Coding region: 910-2625 (571 amino acids)
Biological process (GO): potassium ion transmembrane transport; stabilization of membrane potential
Cellular component (GO): plasma membrane
Molecular function (GO): potassium ion leak channel activity; outward rectifier potassium channel activity
Source: RefSeq, a predicted model, not a curated record